Messenger RNA from Pomacea canaliculata, 2139 nucleotides. Its product is annotated as cholecystokinin receptor type A-like. NCBI's taxonomy places the organism in Eukaryota, Metazoa, Mollusca, Gastropoda, Architaenioglossa, Ampullariidae. Gene Ontology annotation, cellular component: membrane. The coding region runs from base 41 to 1282 and encodes 413 amino acids. Gene Ontology annotation, biological process: neuropeptide signaling pathway. Gene Ontology annotation, molecular function: G protein-coupled peptide receptor activity. The transcript has 2 exons. The record is from RefSeq and is a predicted model, not a curated record.
AUUGAUUUAUCAGAUUUGUACACAAUUUGCUCUGAUCACAAUGGCGACAACAAAUACUGUAUCGCUUUCAAAAGACGUGACAUCUGUCCAGAUGGAAGAGUACUUGACAAGACUAAGUUGGGAAAAGACGGUGGAACUUUCGCCUUCUGUCGCCUUCCUAACUGUGCUGAUCAUUCUGGGAGUUCCUGGUAACACUUUGAUCUUCUUCAUCUACUGGAGAUACUUCAAGGCCAGUUCCACAAGAGUGUUUGUCUUGUCUAUGGCCGUCGUCGACUUGCUCACGAGUGCUCUGUCUUGUUCCAGUUUAAUUAUUGAAGUCUGCUUUCUUUACACUUUUAUACACCCUACUGCCUGCCAAGCUUUGUUUAUUAUUGAACGACUACCAGUGGUGACAUCCGGCUGGCUUCUAGUAUUCGUGGCUCUGGAUCGACGUCAUCGCAUCUGUCAACCGUUGAGGAGACACCUGAGCCCUCGCCAAGCCUUGUACCUGGUGCUAGUGUCAGUGGCUCUGGCCUCCGCAGCCACCUUCCCUUUCGUUCCUCUCCACAGUAUUGUAAUGGUGAAGACCGGCAAGGACCAUGUUUUUGGUAAGAGAUGUGAGAUAACUGUCGAAUUUUCCAGUCCACAGCUUAGAACCGCCGAGUCGUUGACAUUGAUGGCGAAUCUAAUAUUUGGUUUCUUGUUGAUGGUUUCAUCUUACGUGCACAUUGGCUACAAGCUCCACAGGCAAAAGAGUAGAAACCACAUGGCACCACACACUGAACGACAAGAUCAGAAGAGAGAACACACGGGAAUACAGGAAGCACAAGUACCCAUCCAGAUCGUCGAGAACGACAUUUCUACAGUGAUGUCGACUACGACAGGUUUGACUGUGGAAGAAUCAGGUACGUCAGAAGCUGUGGAAAGCACUGGUCCGUCAACACAAGACAGUUGCACAGCUACAGUCAGUGUAGGAAGUCGUGACGGGAAGACAACAAAGGUGUCAACACGUGGUCACGUGGGCAAAAAGAUUCCGUCGAGAACAACGCUGAUGAUGUUCGUCCUGACGGUCACAGUCAUCGUCACCUACGUACCUUACGUCGUUAUAUCAAGCCUCGCUGAUGCCGAAUGGGGCUACUGUCUGGAGAUGAAAGGAUGGGAGAUGAACUCGUGUAUGAUCGCCCUACUCUUUGCAAAUGUCAACAGCAUCGUCAACCCCUUCAUCUACAGUUUCUGCAAUCCAACCUUUCGUGUCAAGUGUCGUCAAUGUUUUGCUUUCGUUCGACAGCGGUUUCCAGUUUGAUGGACUUCCCUUGUAUAAAAACUCUAACAGCAGCUGUUAGAUACAAACGUCUUUUGUAAAAGAAAAGAUAAUAUUAAAUUUGAAAUCUUAAUCAUGAACCGUAUCCCAGAAGAGUAAAUAUUACGUUGAAGAUUACUAAUGAAAAAUGAAUAGUAACAAAGAACAUGUAUUUUUGUGAUGAUUAUAUAUAAAUAUACUAUUGAUUAUUGAUUAUCUUACAAUUAACGGUUGAUAGACUGCUAGUUUUGAGAAUGGAAAAGCAUCAUCAAUAGAAGUGAUAUCUGUACAGAUUUCUUCACCACCUCAAAGUCUUUACACUGCAUAACGAGGCUCUUAAAUUUUGAGUGAAUGGGCAGUUGGAAAUUUAUUAGCAUGAUUCCGCAUUGAAGUCACUUUCUUUCACAUGCGGUAGGAUAUUUCCCCAUAAUGGUAAAUAAUAUAACUUUAGCCUGGGUACCUGAACAAGGAUGUUAGUAACUUUUAUUGUAAAUUAUGUUGCUCGCGCCCGACUGGCUUCGAAGCUGAUAACGUAGCCCCCUACUUCCGGUAUAAAUAGAGUCUGUACCCAUGAUACGUGAAGGCUGUUGCAGGAUGGCAGCUCUGUCACCUGAGUAUACUUGGUCCUGUGUGUACGAGAGAGAGAUGGUUGUCGUAAAGACCUCUACUUCUGCUGGACGGCAGUUCUCGCAAUGCUUCACAGGCUCAAUGCCAAUGACUUUCCCCUCUUAAAACUGAGAUUGUUAAUGUACUACAAUGGAUCCCUAGUUGUAUGGUCGCUGAAAAAGCAUUUGGUGCUUGUGUUGAAUUUUUAUAUUAAUAUAGAAGAUUGUGUUCUAGACGAGCUGGGUGAAAUAAAA